This is a messenger RNA of Closterium sp. Yama58-4, 909 nucleotides long. Lineage: Eukaryota; Viridiplantae; Streptophyta; Zygnematophyceae; Desmidiales; Closteriaceae. The record is from the annotation of a GenBank genome assembly.
AUGGCACCUGUAACACAUUUUUACCGCCCGUCGCAUCGUCUCCCGCGCAUCAUCUCCCUCGCAUCGUCUCCCUCGCAUCAUCUCCCUCGCAUCGUCUCCCUCGCAUCAUCUCCCUCGCAUCGUCUCCCGCGCAUCAUCUCCCUCGCAUCGUCUCCCUCGCAUCAUCUCCCUCGCAUCGUCUCCCUCGCGGCGGGUGUGACCGGCGGUGUGGCGCGCAUGGCGACCUUCGAGGCGUACGAGCGGCAGUUCACCGCCAUCGUCGACGCCUUGUCGGACGGCGCGUCCAGCGGGCGGCUGCACGAGUCGCCGCAGCGGCGCAUCGACGACGCGGAGUCACUCAUUCGCCAGAUGGAUCUCGAGGCGCGCUCGCUCCCCCCCACCGACCGCGCGCAUCUGCUGGCGCGCCUGCGCGCGCACAAGCUCGCGCUGCUCGCCGCCAAGAAGCGCGCCGCGGAGGCGGGGGGGGAGGGGGGAGUGGUGGCGGGCGGGCAAGGAAAGGGGCAAGCGGGGGCUCAACGGGUGGGGCGAGCGGAGGAGGAGAGAGCAGCGCUGCUGGAAGAUGGAAGGGAUUAUGUGCCUCUGUCGGGCGCGGCGGACCAGCGGGCGCGGCUGCUUCAGGUGACGGCACGAGUGGAGGAGUCAUCGGUGCGCGUGGCGGAGUCGCGGCGGGCGAUGGCAGGCGCGGAGCAGCUGGGGGUGGCCAUCCUGGCCGACCUGCACCAGCAGCGCCAGUCCCUGCUGCGCGCCGGUGACACUCUGGAGGACGUGGACCAUCAGAUGAGUCGGGCGAGGCGGGUGCUGACAGGCAUGGCGCACAAGCUGCACCGCAACAAGUGGAUCACCGCACUCAUCCUCUCCCUGCUCAUGCUCGCCAUCGCUGCCGUCAUCUACCUCCGCCUGCGGCACUAG